This is a messenger RNA of Fonsecaea multimorphosa CBS 102226, 2010 nucleotides long. RefSeq lists its product as uncharacterized. Gene Ontology annotation, cellular component: chromatin. NCBI's taxonomy places the organism in Eukaryota, Fungi, Ascomycota, Eurotiomycetes, Chaetothyriales, Herpotrichiellaceae. Bases 1 to 2010 code for a protein of 669 amino acids. The transcript has 4 exons. Gene Ontology annotation, molecular function: DNA-binding transcription factor activity, RNA polymerase II-specific; RNA polymerase II cis-regulatory region sequence-specific DNA binding; zinc ion binding. The record is from RefSeq and is a predicted model, not a curated record. Gene Ontology annotation, biological process: DNA-templated transcription; regulation of transcription by RNA polymerase II.
AUGGGAAAUGGCUCCGAAAAUGCCCCGGUUGCCACUACCAUCACAUCAGAAACGACUGGACUGUUUGAAAAUGACUUUGUUAGCAUACUAGAAGCGACUGACUUUAAUUCCAACCUUGACUGGCUGUUCGAGAGAAUGCCCGAUGACUCUUUGGCGGACCUCACCAAUUUUUAUGGCGUCAAAGAUACUCAUGUCGCCAGUAGCGCUCAGAGCCCACGAGAGGGUCACAAACCGGAUGGACAGCCUUCUAGAGACCCUGCGAUCCCAGAACUCCCGAUACCCCACGCGGAAAACAGCGUUAGUCCAGACGAUCCAUGGCCCAUGGAAUGGCACGCCGAGCACCCCCAGCGCUCCCUUGAGCUACCGGCUCUGGGAGGGACCGACGACGAAGCAACACAAUCUCUGUCUCGAUUUUUCUCGGCCUGGAAUCUUGGACAAUCCACUGUCGAGGCUCUGGCGCAUUUUAUCAAACUCCCGGCUCAACGCAGCCCUUGGCAAUCUGUCAACCUGACCCACUUCCCAACUAAGGAGAAACUCGAGUAUUGCAUUGAUCGAUACUUUGCACAUUUUCACUUGGUUUGCCCAAUCAUCCACCAAGCAACCUUUGAUCCUUCCGAUGACCUCACGGUAACGCUGGCAAUAGCAAGUAUCGGUGCUUGUUAUACCCACUACAACAACGCGAAAGCCUUUUCCAGUACACUUUCCGAGCUCAAUCGUCGACUGCUUCUAUUCCUAGCCGAAUACGACCGGCGGUAUGUCAGAACAGAAUCAUACCUCGCAGCUCAGCUUCUGCAGGGCCUUCACGGUUACUGUAGCGGAAACAAACGACUCUUUGAGCUGAGUGAGUCGUCGAGGAGCAACUUGGUGCACCAUGCCAAAUGCAUGGGCUUGUUUAGACAUCGACCUGACUCGAACCCUGGCUCCUUGCCUGCCACGGCGGUGGAGGAGCGAUGGAGGGACUGGAUCCAUCAAGAACGUCUGCUUCGUCUGGGGUGGGCUGUUUAUGAAUAUGAUGCCUCUGUGGCAUAUCUACAUAACAACCGACCCUUCCUCACUAUCGGAGACAUCCACAUGGAUCUCCCUUGUCUGUCACAAUACUGGCAGGCCGAAUCGGCUCACUCGUGGCAUGCGAUGCUGCUUUCGGCGGGAUAUCCCAGUCGCAUACGCUUGAGGCCUCUUAUUCGGAGUUUCUAUGACAAGAGUCAAAAUGCUCUUGAGAGGCUCGUGGAAGAGCGGCACCGAUAUAUCCUGGUCUUGACCCAAGUGCGGAUGAUAUGGACCUUGAAAGAGAUUACGGGCUCCCCGAUAUGUGAUCUCUUCGUCAACGGUCCCGAGAAUUGUACCGCGGACCUUCUCGAUGCCACUGACAGGUUCGCACGGUCUCCGCACACUUUGAGUUCGUCACUGACGACGACUGAACUCGCCAGCGCCAUUCAUACCCUCCAGAUCAUCCACGUUGCCCAUCUGUACGGGGCCAAUGGCCUGAUGAACUGGCUAUACCCGCUCCUGCGGGAGGGGAACGAGGCAACCACUGCAUUCACUCAGAUGAGUCACUGGGCAGCGGCAAAGCCCGAAAUGGUGAGAAACACGGCCUUCCACUGCGCGCGGAUCCUGUCGCUGGCCAGGACAUACCCCAGCAACUGCCCCGACGAGCCGUUUCUGAUAUUCCACGCGGGGACCGUCCUAUUCUACCUGGCGAGAUGGCUACCAAGGAACACAGGCGCUGGGUCAUCGGAGAACCUCGUCGUCCGCCUCGACCAUAUCGGGGCCGAGGACGACACCGAGUCUGCCAAUUUGAGGUCCUGGCUACGGGACGGACAGGCCCAGGUCAUCAGUCUGCAUGGGAUUCCCUCUCUGUGUUCUAACCAGGGACGACGGCAGGUUCUGGACGAAACCGCCGAUCUGUUGAAACGCCGGAGAGUCUGGGGCAUCGCCAACAGCUUCGUCAAGGUUGUGCUAAACCUGCGGGAUACUUCGAAACCCGUGCCUGACCAGGAUUUUAUCUUCUAA